AUGACCGCCGAACCUGGUAUAACGGCUGCAUACGCCCUCUAUCACGCCGGAAUCGACUUUGUUGUUCUUGAGCGGAGAAAAAAUGUGGUCGAGGAUCUAGGAGCAAGUUUAGUCCUGAGUCCCGCGAGCUUGCGCAUAUUUCAUCAGUUUGGUAUCCUCGACCAGCUGUUGGAAAUUGGGGGGAAGGUAAAGGAGAACAAGGCCUUUACGGCUCUGUACGACAACCUCCCCGAGACCGCAAAGGCGCGCUACUUUACAGGAAAGAAGCUCGCCAGCAUUACACCCACAGAGUCCGGUGUAGUGGUAGCCUGCGAUGAUGGCUCGUCCUACUCAGGCUCCAUUGUCAUUGGUGCCGAUGGCGUGCACUCAAUGACUCGGCGGGAAAUGCGCCGACUUGCGAUCGAAGAAGAUCCGUCCCGCGAGACAACCUGGGACCCAAUCAAGCCCUACAAGACUAAUUAUCGUUGCGUUUGGACCUCAUUCCCCCGUCCAACCGAGUGCGGGCAGAGCUACGAGACGCAUAGUAAGGAUAAAUCCAUCAUGUACAUCACCGGCAAAGAGCGUGGGUGGAUUUUUCUCUAUAAGAAGCUGCCUGAGCCGACUACCGAGCGAAUUGCCUUGACCGGUAACGAAGUCGAGGAAUUUGCCGGGGAAUUCCUGGACUGGCCCAUCACGGAGACGUUGAAAGUCAAGGACGUUUGGGAGGAGCGUUACAACGCUGGCGGUGCGGGUCUUGAGGAGGGUAUCUGUGGCAAUUGGAGCUGGAACGGUAGGAUUGUCCUUGUUGCCGAUGCAGCGCAUAAGUUCACACCUAACGCGGGUCUCGGCUUCAAUAAUGGUAUUCGAGACGUCGCGACUCUUUGCAAUAAGCUGCGCAAGUUCGUCUUGUCGUCUAAUGGAGAGUCGCUAGACUUCACGGCAUUGGAAAGUCGACUGAAGGAGUACCGGCAUGAGAGACAGGAGGCGCUGGUGUCAGACAUGGAGCACUCUGCUCUGGUGACCAGAAUGCACGCGUGGUCUUCGACUUUGAACUGGAUCGUGGCGAGGUACGUCUUGUCGUGGAGCUUUGUGCAAAAGCUGUUCAUCACAUAUGUCUUGUCGCCAAAGAUUCAAAAGUCGGAAGCAAUUGACUUCCUACCAACGUCGGAGCCGUUUGAGGGUACCUUUAAGUGGCUGUAUCCGCUUUCGAAAACCGUUACGACCGGUCCAUCUGCAUAG
Molecule: messenger RNA, 1218 nt
Organism: Colletotrichum spaethianum
Lineage: Eukaryota; Fungi; Ascomycota; Sordariomycetes; Glomerellales; Glomerellaceae
Product: FAD-dependent monooxygenase sdnN
Exons: 3
Coding region: 1-1218 (405 amino acids)
Molecular function (GO): FAD binding
Source: RefSeq, a predicted model, not a curated record